Meloidogyne enterolobii is the source of this 285-nucleotide messenger RNA. Lineage: Eukaryota; Metazoa; Nematoda; Chromadorea; Rhabditida; Meloidogynidae. The record is from the annotation of a GenBank genome assembly.
GACAACAAAGGGGGGUGUUAUAAUUUCUCAAUACACCAUAGUGCCCUUCUGGGCAUCAUUGCCAGGCUUUUCAAGGCAUGGGGUCUUUUCUACUUCAUUUCUCACCGAUUUCCCACUCUUUUGGAUUUUUCUUCUUCCGCCUUCCUCUUUAUUUCUUGCUUCAUUCUUACGACUUUUUAAUUGCGAAAGGCUAUGGCUGUCGGUUCAUGGAAAAUCCUCGGAUAUCCGUAACCGAACCGAAAUGUCCUCGGUUCUUUGGUUCAGUCCAGAACCUCCCUGCAUAAG